AUGACUGUCAAACGGGUGGACCAAGGGCAGCAUUACAGGCCAAGAAUGGCAUUCCUGAAAAAGAUCGAAGCCCUCCUCAUGGAGAUGCAGAAUCCAGACACUGGCAUCAAAAUGCACACUCAGAGGGUGAUGAUCACAAAUAUUCCACAUGCUAUGACAGGUAGUGAUUUACUGCAGUGGAUUAUCCAGCAUCUGAAAAUCGUUGAGGAAGAGGCACUAAACUUGGGGAAUCUAAUUGUCAAGUAUGGAUACAUCUACCCUCUGCAGGAGCCGAAAAACCUCACCCUCAAAACAGAUAGCAGCCUCUACAGAUUUCAGACACCAUAUUUCUGGCCCACCCAGCAGUGGGCAGCAGAUGAUACCGACUAUGCAAUCUACCUAGCCAAGAAAAAUAUUAAGAGGAAAGGGAUUUUGGAAGAGUAUGAAAAGGAACAUUACAACUUGCUAAAUAAAAAAAUAAACUACAAAUGGGAUUUUGUUAUUAUGCAGGCCAAAGAGCAGUAUAGGACAGGAAAGGAACGGAAAAAGGCAGACAGGUAUGCGCUGGAUUGUCAGGAGAAAGCCUAUUGGCUAGUGCAUCGAACACCUCCAGGCAUGCAAGACAUCCUCGACUACGGACUAGACCGAGUAACCGAUCCCAAUGAAAAUAAGAAAAAAACCAUUGAUGUUUAUAGAAGAGAGAUCAUGUACUAUCAGCAAGUCAUCAUGAAGUCCACAGUGAAGUCUUCUGUCUCCCUUGGAGGGCUUGUGAAGUACUGUGAACAGUUCCUCUCCAAUGAUCCCAUCAUGUCUGGAUGCCUCCCCAGCAACCCCUGGAUAACUGAUGACUCUGAGUUCUGGGAGCUCAAUGCAAAGCUAGUGGAAAUCCCUACCAGGAUGCGCGUGGAGCGAUGGGCCUUUAAUUUUAACGAGCUGAUGAGGGACCCGAAAGGCCGGCAGAACUUCCAGCUGUUCCUGAAGAAAGAAUUCAGUGGAGAGAACCUGGGGUUCUGGGAAGCCUGUGAGGACCUGAAGUAUGGAGACCAAUCCAAGGUCAAAGAAAAAGCAGAAGAAAUUUACAAACUCUUCCUGGCUCCAGGGGCAAGGCGCUGGAUUAACAUUGAUGGCACAACGAUGGGCAUCACAGUCAGAGGUCUCAAGCACCCUCAUCGCUACGUUUUAGAUGCUGCUCAAACUCAUAUUUAUAUGCUCAUGAAAAAGGACUCUUAUGGUCGCUAUUUAAAGUCUCCAAUAUACAAGGAGAUGUUGGCCAAGGCCAUUGUGCCCCAAGAGACAGUGAAAAAAAGUUCCAGUUUCCCAUUCGCACGCCGUCACCUCCGCUCCAGCCCCAGCCCCGUCAUCCUGAGGCAGCAGGAAGAAGAGGCCAAGGCCAAAGAAGCAGCAACAAACGUGGAUAUUACCCAGUUGUGUCAGUUCACUGCUCCGGUCCCUCACCUGGCUGUGUACACCGGUACCUCUGUUCCUUCAUCUCCAUCAACUCCGCACCCCUCCUGCCACAUCCCAAACAACCUGCCUUCCCAAUCCCCUGGACACAUCACUCUGCCAAACAGCACUGUCUGCCCCUCACCCAUUAGUGUAGCCCUGGACAGCACCCCCUGCUUGGAGAGGAAAUGGGAAGCCAAUGAGUCUAAUACUAACCACUUUCCUUCUAUCACUGAGAGCACAGAGAUUUCCAUGGACUCUGAAUCAGGCACUUGCAACAGCCAGGUGCUGGGGAACAUGGAAGCCAAGGUGCCUCCCAAAUCCCGGACGACCUUGUCCUUCAGCAGGUUCUUGAAACGGGGAUGUUUAAACUCACCGGUGUUUGCCACUUUCUCGCCGAAGUGCCCGGCUGUCACCCACGGAAAGGUGCAGCCACUGGAUGACCUGGAACAACAACUGCAGCAGAAGUCCAAAAAAGUGACCAACUUCUUCCAGAUAAAAGUGGAUAUUCCUCUGGAGAGCAGAAUCUACCCAAUAGACUCUGAGGAGGAAGAGGAGGACUGCCCCCGGGCUUGUAAGGACUCUGUGAAGGAAGUUAUCUGCCCUUGGGAGAACUUUACAGAACAAGGGAAAGCUGGAUAA
Emys orbicularis (European pond turtle) is the source of this 2064-nucleotide messenger RNA. It is a transcript of the gene RGS9, whose product is annotated as regulator of G protein signaling 9. Gene Ontology annotation, cellular component: neuron projection; cytoplasm; plasma membrane. The record is from RefSeq and is a predicted model, not a curated record. Gene Ontology annotation, biological process: intracellular signal transduction; positive regulation of GTPase activity; regulation of G protein-coupled receptor signaling pathway. NCBI's taxonomy places the organism in Eukaryota, Metazoa, Chordata, Testudines, Emydidae. Bases 1 to 2064 code for a protein of 687 amino acids. The transcript is spliced from 19 exons. Gene Ontology annotation, molecular function: GTPase activator activity.